UUUUGCGGUGUGUUGCAUUUCUUAUAUUUUACACGCUCGUCAUAAAUAAACAGUUAAAUACUAUAAUUAGAAAAUAUCAAAGCACUUAAAAAAUGGUGAUACGGAAUCCUAACAAUAUCUACAUUCCCGACUACUUAAAUGAAGAGUUUUUUGUGAAUGCAUUGGAAGAGGGUCUGCGUGAAAUCAAAGUCACAAUUAAUGAAGCCAUUUUUGAGUGGGGCAGCAACCCCGGAGAUAACUAUUGUUCGCGCAUUUAUCGUGUACUGGUUGGCUUUCAGCGUCUGUUAGCGGAUCAAAAGCAACCAGUGCAAGAACAAUUAUAUUUAAUAAUCAAAACUAUUCCGAUAACAAAAGAAACGCAAUUCCUGGAAGAUGUCGGCGUAUUUCUAAAGGAGAAAUUGACCUACUUUGAUGUGUUACCUCGGCUAGAAUUACUUAUCGAUGGUUAUAAAUUUGGUGCUAAAUGCUAUUACGCCAUUAAAUCACCAACGCAGACAAUCGUUUUCGAUGACUUGAAAGUUGAUGGGUUCACCAUUGCAUCGCGACAAGAUCAGCUCGAUUGGGCACACAGCGAAUUGAUCUUGCGACAAGUGGGUCGUUUGCAUGCCACCUCAAUGGUUUUGAUGAAAAGAGAUCCCGGCAUCACCAAACGCCUCAAUAAAGGGAUGCUCUCCGAAGAGACUUUAAUGAAGAGUGAUACCUUUGAAAAUAUGUUUGGCGGCACACUGAAGCAGUUAGCUAUCAAUUCAGCGAAUUGGCCUGGUUUUGAAAAGAUCUCACAGAAACUACAUCACUUUCAUAAUAAUUUCAAGUCAAUAUGUUUGCGUUUGGCCGAACGCCGCGAAGGCGAUCGCAUUGUUGUGAUGAAUCAUGGUGAUCUAUGGACCGCCAAUUUCAUGUAUGCCUACGAUGAUCCCCAGCAACCGAAUAAGCCAACGCGCGCAAUUUUCGUGGACUUUCAGCUAAACUUCUAUGGCAGCCCCGGCUGUGAUCUCAAUUUCUUACUCAAUACAAGUAUACGUCUCGAUUUGCUAAAAUAUCGGCGCGAUGAAAUAAUAAACGCGUACUUCCAAACCUUUACCGAAACUCUGAAAUAUCUUCACUAUGAAAAUAUACCGACAUUAGAGGAUCUCAAAUAUGAAUUGCGUGCGCGAGAACUUUAUGGUCUAUUUGCACUGUUCGGUUUCCUGCCGAUCGUUACUAUACCAAAGGAGUGGUCGGAAGAUAGCAGUAUUGAUAAAUUAAUGGAUGAGGAGUUUGCCCGGAAAAAAUUCGAGAAGAUAUUCUCACAGGAGCAUCUACAAGUGCAACUAAAAUACGCUUUGCAGCGCUUGGAAGAUUUGGGCGUAUUGGACGAAUUUUAGAGAAUGUAAAUUGGAACUGGAUAUACUCGCAUGUAUAUGUAGAUGUAUGGAUGUACAUAUGUAUUAUAUUAUAAAUUAUUGGAAUAAAAGAAAGCUAUUAUUGUGUA
This is a messenger RNA of Anastrepha ludens (Mexican fruit fly), 1471 nucleotides long. RefSeq lists its product as uncharacterized. NCBI's taxonomy places the organism in Eukaryota, Metazoa, Arthropoda, Insecta, Diptera, Tephritidae. The record is from RefSeq and is a predicted model, not a curated record. The transcript is spliced from 4 exons. Bases 93 to 1364 code for a protein of 423 amino acids.